This is a messenger RNA of Apiotrichum porosum, 792 nucleotides long. RefSeq lists its product as uncharacterized. NCBI's taxonomy places the organism in Eukaryota, Fungi, Basidiomycota, Tremellomycetes, Trichosporonales, Trichosporonaceae. Gene Ontology annotation, cellular component: cytoplasm. The coding region runs from base 1 to 792 and encodes 263 amino acids. The record is from RefSeq and is a predicted model, not a curated record. The transcript has 3 exons. Gene Ontology annotation, molecular function: aldehyde-lyase activity.
AUGACUGCCAACUCUGCUCCCGCCGGCAUGGCCAAGCGCACCUACCUCCGCAACGCCCUCAACAAGGGCGAGGCCGGCGUCGGCAUGUGGCUCACGCUCCCCGGCUCGGCUCUGGCCAAGACCGUGGCGACCAUCCCCGGCUUCAACUGGAUCCUCAUUGACGCCGAGCACGGCCAGAUUGUCGACUCGCACUACUACGACCUUUGCCAGCACAUCACUGCUGAGCAGAUCAGCCCCAUCAUCCGCAUCCCCGGCGACGAGCCUUGGAUGAUCAAGCGUGCCCUUGACUCUGGAGCCCACGGCCUCAUGACCCCCAUGUGCCACAACGCCGAGAUCGCCAAGCGCGUGGUUCAGACCAGCAAGUUUGCCCCUGUCGGCACUCGUGGCUGCGGCUCGCCCUUCACCCACCAGAUCUUUGGUGUCGCCGAGGGCGACUACGAGGUCACUUGCGACGACAACCUGCUUGUCAUUGUCCAGAUCGAGUCGUCCCAGGGCCUCCUGAACGUCAAGGAGAUUGCCGAGGUGCCCGGUGUCGACGUCCUGUUCGUUGGCCCCUUUGACCUCGCCAAGUCGAUGAACAUCAAGUUUGGCUCCGAGGAGCACGAGGCUGGCAUUGCCAAGGUUCUUGCCGAGACCCACGCCGCUGGCAAGAAGGCCGCCAUCUUCUGCAUGACCGGUGCCCAGGGCAAGAAGCGCCUCGACCAGGGCUUCGACAUGGUCUCCAUUGCUACCGACACCGACUCUAUCAUUGCCGAGUUCUCCCGUCAGAUCGCUGCUGUCCAGGGUGCCUAG